UGUUUGGAUACAUCAUAGGACCCCACAACAGACCACCACGAGGAACACAAACAGUGUUAUUAAACACGAAAAAGCAUCGAACGAUACUUUUAUUGAUACUGAAAUGUCACUCUGAUAUUAACAGUCCUAUCAGUCAAAGGUAAAUGACCGCGCGCAAAGGAUUAAUCGGUAAGUGCACGAGCCCAAUGCGUUUUCUUCGCGCGGCUUGACGGGAAAUCUUAGCUAUGUUUUUUCUUCUUUCUACAAAAUGGCCUACCUGGACUGCUGUAAGAUUUUGUUUAUCGAGCAAAGGAUGGCCGAUAUUUCUAACAGAGCGUACAAAUAAACCAAGUUGGCUACGAUGUUCAUUUAAAUAUUAUAAUGUUUAGUUUAUGAAUUAGCAUGCAGCUAGCGAAGCUUCAAGUGAGGCUUAGCCCGACAUUAACAACAAACACGCUUUCUCUAACAAAACCCAAUACUGCAAUAGUACUGUCAAUAAUGCGGCUUUUUCUAUUAUUCGUGUACUAGUAGUGAACACCAUUUAGGAAUGUUUUAUUGUAUUUCCUUGUUUAGUGGCAUUCAUUAACAUUUAUCCUAUACUAUCUCAUACAUGAACAGCAUCAUGAAAAAAAAGAAAAAUGUUAUACGGUGAGGCAUUUUUUUAUUUUGCACUCACUAUCAAAGUAAUCACACGAGGAAUCAAUUUUAUUGGUAGGCAUAUUUAGUCCGGGUCUACAUUUCUGUCAGUUCAUUUUUGUUCUUCAGUGUUUGUUAAUCCUUUAUACCCAAGACAGCAUUAAAUGGAAAUGUUUACAGGAAGUUGAUAUCAACAAAUAUUUACUCAAGAUGCAUAAAUGUAUUGACCUAAUUUUAUAAAGAAUUAAUUUGUCUGUUUGCAAUAACAUAUACUGCUUAGUGUCAAUAAUUUGGAUGUCUGCUAUUUUCUUACUCCAUGUUAUUGAGAUACUAUGAUGAUAGGACAUGAAUGAAGAAUGAAUGAAUGCUCAUUCAUGUUUUUGCAACUACGUGUGUAUGCAAGUACCAAGUUUUUCCCAAGUAAAAUCAGCAUGUCAGCUAUGUUGGGGCUUGGACACUUAAAGAUUUCUAUGGAGACUUUUGUCAAAAUUAAAGGAUAUCAACACACCUCAUGCGUCAGUAAAGACAGUCAUUUCCAUCUGCCAAACCAUGAUUUGUUUUGUAUUGUCGCUCAACUGUUGAGUCAAUGGCCUUUCUUACCUUUAAUUUUUCCACACAAGUGUGAAGGAAAGCAUUUUGAUGAUUUAUAUUCUUACGUUUCUUUUAGUUAAACACUGCCAUGAUUUAUGCUGCCUUCACGUGCUAUCGGAAUUAUCGUUAGUGAUGGGGAAUCAACUCCAAAAGAGUCGAUUCCUCGAUUCUGACUCAGGAAUCGACUCUUUUGUUCGACUCCGUAACUUUACGAACAGAAAGUUGGGACUGGCUAAAAUAAAUUAAUUAGCGUUCUUAAGAACCAAUCACAUAUUCUACAAAUAUCUGUUGGUUAGUGGGACACUCAUUCAUCAUGUGUGUUUGAGUGGGAUAUAGUGUGCGUGCGUGCAAAAGAAAGAGAGAGAAAGGGUAUGUGACAGAUCUUAAAACCUUCGGUAUUUGUGUAGUAUUACAUUAGUGCAUGGGGCAGUGGUUGGAGAAGUGGAUUCUUCCAAUUUGUCUAGUUUCUAUUUGACAAUUAAAGGAGCAAUAUGUAACAUUGAAAUCAAGCGUUUAAAAUGGGUACUGCAGUCCAAAUUCAAAAAUAUUGGAGAGCGUUGUCUCCCUCACCCCUCUUCCCCAGACUCGAAGCUCACGCUGGACACGCAACAGGAAUGAGCAAACUGACAAUGGCAAGCGACGAGCCUUACACUGUAAGUUGAUCAGCUAAUGUAUACGUAUGCAAUGUUUUUAUUGUUUUAAAAUUAUAAACCAGCUCAUGUGGAUUUUUUAUAACUCUGUCAAUGUUAGCUAGAUGUAUUGCUGGCUUCCAUGGCUGCAGCGCGCUGUGUUUGCAACUUGUUUCAAAUCUGGCAACCCGGGGUGUCGAAAUACUAUUGGGAACUGGGCAGUGGGCAGGAUCACACAGGCCAAAACAUGAAUGUUUUUUCCGGCAACAAAGCACUUGAAUGUGACAUACUCGUAAUUACCACUUCAGAAGCGGGAAGUAGGAUAAUUCCAAUAGCACAUGAAGGCAGUAAAAAUGGAGCUAGUGUUUGAAGGCACAGCUGCAUUCAAGUGAUACACUGUCCAUACAGGAGAGAAAAGGCAGGAGGUUUUUUUUUUAAUCUAUGAAGAAAAAUUAAGACAUUACACCAGCUGAAUGAGUAUCACAAAAUUUUUUGAGAUUUAGGUUUGGAAAAUAAGGCCGAUGCAACUCUCAGCAUCCUAGCUGCAUAAUUUAGUUGAAUAUGGUCCUGCCACAUUUUAUACUGUUGUCACAGGGAACCAAAAUAAUGCCAAAUAACAGAUAAUGCUCAUCAUUUUGGUUAAAAAAAAAUGUCCUAAGAUUCAGGCAAAAUGUUACGUAAUUUACUUAAUUUAACUUUACGUUUUUACUACCACAAACAAAGAGAACAAAAUAACGUAAAAUAUGCAGCAAGAGUUAGAGGAACACAAUCCUAAAAAAUGCUCAGAUUGCAAUUUUAGGAUUAAUUAUGUCGUAAAGUAAUAAUAAUAAUAUAAUUAAGAAUUAAAUGGAAUUUACAUCCAUUAACAAAUAUGCUCCUUUAGAAAAAUGUGCCACUUCAUCUGGUGGCUUGUAUCAUAUAUCAUGCUUUACCUUUUCUGAAUGGAAGCAAAAAAAAAUAAUUUUUGUGUUAAUUAGUGUUUUGCUUUUAGGAAGCUUCAAAUCUUUAAGCUAAAUACUGUAAUGUCUGUUAUUUAAUUAAAAUAAAAAAGAAUUGUAAAAAAAAAAAAAAAAAAAGCUUUUCUAAAUUCUUCCCCUAUCUGUCGUUGAUCGAACAAACAGAUAGUCCUGCCCCAACUCAUACCAGGUUGAGUCAAUAACUGCUUUCCUACCAUUAAGCCGAACAGUUCUAAGCAUGGUGAGGAACGGUUCCAGUAGCAUUUCCACUUGAGCACGGUUCGGCAUGGCACGAUUACAAACCAUUCUCAGCCCGGAUUUAUCGUUACGGUAAGCUUACCGUGCUUAAUCAGGCUCAACUGUGCUGGUGGAAUGGCUUUAGUACGUGGCGACUCAUGAUUGUCAAUUUGCCAAACACCAAGGUAACUCAUUUGUUUCUAGGUAGCUUGCAAAGUUUGGUAUGGUGAGGUUAAAAUUUUAUAAAAAAAAAAAAUAAAUAAAAAAAAAGAAUUAUUGUUUGAUGUAUCUUCAUGAUUUUAUGAUGAUUGUUUAAUUAGUAUAGUAAAAAAAAAAAUCUACAUGCUUACAUUUUCUUCAGGGAGGUAGAUUAUGCUAGCUAGCUCAUUAAAAAUCAUGUCAUUAUAUUACUAUAUAUUUUGUCAAUAAAUGUCCUUUUUAGCUGAAAUGAUGGUAAAACUCUCGCCUUUUUUUCUUGGCUUUCCUUUAUGCGACAUGGAACGUGUCUUUUCUGUGCUUUAGCAGAGUAAAAACCAGGAUAAAAAGCAUUCCUAAAAACUGGAAUAUGCAAUCAUCCUCCAUAGCGCACUCGCUUCAAUUUUUACCUCACGCUGCUGCAAAACUGAUGUAUAUGUUAAGUGCAUACAACCACCACAGCUGAAAAAUAAUACGUUUUGCAACUAGAACCAUUCGGUCUAAUUGUGGAAAAGCGUCUAAGGCUGUGUGUCCACCAGCUGAAAAUGCCAGGUGCUCUUCUUUGGAGGCGCAACGUUUUUUCAGCUGAGACGCUUUGGUUGCUAUGAUACGGAAUAUCCAAGGAAGUAAUGUGCUGCAAGUACCUAAUUUCGCAGAUAGUUUGUGUAACAAGUACUGAAUGUAAAAAUGUCAGCACAAGGAAGAGUACUUGCUCUGGCCCUUGCUCUGGAUGAAGGGAAGGCUGAAGCAUUAUAUUUUUCAUAUUUAUAUUGUGGUAGUCCGGGAAUGUCAUUUGGUACAGAGAUGAAUACUCAGAGACCAGCAAUCUUCUCGUCCAUUGUUGUUCAAUCGUUGUACAAGUAGGAUGUGAUGGUUGCUCAGUUUUACCAGUGUGGUAUUUGUCCCGCCCCUCCUCCACUGUGAUUAGAUGGCUGGGUAAAAAGUGACAAUGAUGAGCGCUGCGUUUUACCCAAAGUUGAAAAAUUUUAAACUCUAGGCGACCAGAAAAAAAUGGCAAGCGUAGCGUGGAAUAGACACACUGCUGGCUUUUUUAAAUACGCGGUGCUCCCAUUGCAAACAAUUGAAAACAAUACGCUGGAAAAAGUGCUUUGGUGGACACACGGCCUAAUGUUGCUGUGUCUGGCUGGACAAGCCGCUCAGACAAACAGAGCAAUUUUUAUAGUGCCACAGAGAAACAAUGUUAAAAGUUUUUGAGGAAAUCAACCUACAAAUGGCUUAUAGUUGUCACUGUAUAUUAAACUAGGAUAGGAAAAAGUAUUUUAACAUUGGAAAAGCUUUGUGUAUUGAUGAGGUUCAGUGUUUUUUCUAACCAUGGUUACUUAAACAUGACUAUAUAUAACUGAUGAUUUAUUUUUUAUUUUUCCUUACAGCCAUUGUAUAAGAGUUGUGCAUUUUAAUUCAGAGUUUUCAUCAACAAUUCGGAUACCAUGGAUGGCAAGUUUCCACCAUGGAAAUGGCAUGGAAAGCAUAGGAACAAGGUUCCCUAUAAUACACCAGGUGAAGGCCAGGAGGUAUGUUACAGUAAUUAUUUUCCUUCAAAUUGUGAUAAAGUAGGGACUGCAGGGAAUUAUGGAGAAAGAACAGAACGGUUCCCUCACAGUACCUGGCCACAAGCACAGUCACAGGGGCAUGACAUGAUAGGAGGCAACUUUGCUGCUGGAGAAUCCAUGCCACCACUGUCAUCUUGUAUGAGUGGUGCUUUUAAGGCUUUGCUGCCAGAUUAUCAUGAACCUUCCUCAGCAAUGACAACAAACUCUGUUAGAUAUUCCUAUUCCCUUGAUAAUCGUUGUCUUCUCAAAAGUGGCACUGAAGAGGAUUAUGGUGAAAACAUAGCAGUGGAGAGAAUGCAAACAUUGAAUGACCAAGAAUUGGACCCAGGAAACCCCCCUAUUUGGACAUCUGUCAUCAAAGAUGCUCUAGAGAUGAGUAAUGGAAUGGAAAUGGAACAGAGUUUAGCCGUUGAUGUCUGUGCCCCCCUAGUGGACUUAAAUCCUGUUUAUAAAACACCUCAAACUGAUGAAAAAAUUACAUUAAAGAAACACUGUCAGAUAGCAGACUCCAGACCAAAGGAGAAACUGGAUGGGGAAGAAGUGAAAGGAGAUCAGGAUUGCUUUGUUACAAUGUUGUCAGAUGGCAUAAGCAAACAGCAAGAUGUUCUGGAAAUGGGGAAAAACCAGGAGCAAAAUAUCUUUGCUUAUGGAUCAUCUACAAGAAAAGAGGAACUUGGACUGACUGGUAUCAGAGUACCUGAGCCAGCUGCAUUAACAGGAUUUAACAGGAGUUCAUAUGUUCCUUUUUCUUCAUCAAAAGGUAAUAUGAAAUGUGAAGGGUUUUCAGGCAUUCCUUUGGUCAAACAGUCUGUUGAACACACCCUCUUGAGGACAGAAAAAGUACAUGGGCUGUCAUGCAAAGAUGGCAGCCCUAGAAAAACUCUGGACAACUGCAUGAAUGUAAAUAAUGAAACCUUCCCUGAAAGUUCAACUGUAUAUGGUCUUAAUCAUCUUAAUCUUCAAAAGGGCAUUCUCCAAGAGGUUACAGAUGGAAAAACUGUAGUUAAUUUCCAGACUCAUCCCUUAAACCAUAAUGUGCAAGAUGAGAGGGUAAACCAAAUUUAUUUGCAUGUUUCUGACACUACACUUAUCAAACCACGUUCAUCAUGUCUACCCACCACCCCAAACUUCAUCAGUGAACUGGAAAAUCAAGUGCAUAAUCUUGUACCUUCUCAAGACUCAGACAGCAUUUUUAAUCUGGCUGUGGUUGAAUGUGAAAAUUCAAAACUCCGACUUGCAAGAGAAGAACAGACCCUUGAAAGGGGUCUGUCUGUGCCUGAAGAACUUGAAAAUGAGGCAUCUAUUAACACUGAAAAUGCUGAACUCAGUCUAAAGGUCAAAGCAAAAUGUGUCCCUGCAGUUGUUUCCUUUCCAGUUCAGAACUCUUCUUCAGUCGCAGAGAUAGUUCAAGACCUACCUGCUGUUUUCGAAAAAAUGCACACUGAUCACAAAUGCAAGGAUUCCCAAACAGAACAAGAGGAAAGUGACAACUUAAAUAAGCUUUGUUUUCAAGAGAAAAAUUCAAAAAAUGAGGCGACGGCAUUGUCCUUAACUCCUGUGUCUACUGAUAGUAGGACAUACCACCCAUAUAUAGAAGUAAAAAGCUCUGAAAAUAGGGAAAAGACAUUUCCUAACAAUACUGCAGAAAUCAGUGAUCUUCCAAGUGCUGAGAAUGUACAGGCAGCUUUACCUUCCCCCAGCUCAAGGAUUGAUUGCUCCACUCAACAUAACCUAAAGAACGCAUUUCAAAAGCACAGGAAACUAAGAAAAAGAAAAAAGUCAGAGCCUGAGGAAUUAAUUGGACAGAAAUCCACUACAGUAGGUGACUGUUCUAUGUAUGGAUCAGAAAUAUCAGAUAGUGCUGUUAAACCAGGCACAACUGGAUGUGAAGAAGCUAAUCGAAACUGUACCUUGGCUGAUCAUGACAGCACUGCAUUGAAAGAGAAGGACUUAAUUAAAAAUGAUGUAAUCCCACAGAGUAGAAGAAAACCCCCUAAGAAAAGGAAAAUUAUGUCAGUGAGACAUGAAAAUGUUUUAAGUUGUCAUGCAGAGUCAUUUGAUGGUACUAAAUCACCAUGUGAUUCACAACUGCAAAUUUCACAAUAUGAGCAACUUGAGGAUAAGGCAGAUAAGACAGAGACCUCACAAAAACUAGGUCAUAGCUUCUCUGAUGAAAAAGUCACAUCAGGUAUCAGACAAAAUGAUUUUUUUGAUAAUAAGGCUAAAAUAUCAGAUUCUGUCAUAAAAUCUGCUUCCAGAAAGAAAAAUAGAAUUACAAGGUUAUGUUUAAAAGCAAAAAACUCAGCUGCUCAGAGCAGUCAAAGUCUGUCCCAAAGCACUGGCUUGUCCCCAGAAGAGGAUUAUUCAUCACAUUCUCAGGUCAGUAACACCAUCCUGGGUGCUGUGAAGGCAGUGAAUAAUGCAGCACAGAGUGCAUCAGUAAACCAACAGGCCAUCUCUAUUUUAGAGACCAGUACUGGUGAGUGCAGCCCAGAAAAGGCACAGAAAUUAAGAAGCAAGAAAACUUUGCAAACAAAAAAUCAGCCUCCGAAAACCGUACAAGGCAAAUGUGAUUCAACACCCAACAUCUGCAAAACUGAAUCACAGCUUGAGGAUGUUCCCACAACAAUUUCAAAACUUGAGGAAGACUUAGUGGGCCACAAUGUAAAGAAGCAUAAGAAGACGAGAAGACCUACGGUAAGGGCUUCUAGAGUCAAAAAUGAAAAGUCUGCAACUACUCUGGAUAUAUCUUUACCAGACUCUGUGAGUCCAACAGAUUCUGUUUCAACCUCAGUGUCUGACUCUUCAAACAUUUUAAGCCCUCAGAAUAAUCCAAAGAAAGCAAGACAAAAGAAAAAAGAUAUAAAUAAGGCAGAAAAUACACUCAAAGUCUUCCCAACAAUGUUCCAACAAGAGGAUAUUCCCUCACCAUUAUCAAAAUCUAGAGGAAACAUGGUGGCGUCCAAUAGAAAAAGUAAUGUGAAAGCAAAAAGACCUGUUAUAAAGACUACUAGAAAGGAUCAAAAUGAUGACUGUGAUACUGCCCUUAUACCGACUUCUACAGCUUCUCUAAAGCACGAAGAUUUUUCUGGAACUGAAGUUGAGCCUCCAUUUGUGCUUACCACAAAAAAAAAAUCACGGAAAAAGAAAUGGUUAGGUAUUCAAGAUGAGGCAGUACAUAUACCUGAAGUUGACCAAAAAAUGUCUCAGCCAGAUGUUUUGACUCUGCUGUCAGAAUCAGAUGCCAUCAUUGUGUCACCAAAUAGAAGAAGAUUCAGAACACGAAAAACACUUGCCAAAACAGUUUCUCAUAGCACAGUAAGCAAGAGCUAUGAAGCGGUUCAUUUGAUUGAACCAAUUUCUUCAGCAAAUGGGAAUCCAUUUGACACUGUGUCGGCUAAAGAAACUGACUCUUCAGAUGUUCUGAGCCAACAGAACACAGAAAAGACAUCAAGUAAAAGGAAAAAAAAAGAUAAACAUAUUACAGCACAAAUGUCCACUAUCAGCCAAACUUUUUCACAACAGGAAGAUGUUACUGCAAUACCUUCAAAAUCUAAAACUAGAAACAAGAUAAGUGACAUUCACCUAAAUGAUAAUUUGGUUGAAGAAACAUCUUUAUCAGCCACUGUAAAACAGGAAAAUUCUAUUUCACCUUUAAGGAUUGACUCUUCAAGCAGUGUCAAACUAAGUAGCACGCUGAAAAAGUCAAGAAAAAAGACCAAACCUGCGAAAAAGGCAAUUAGGCAGCGUGUGAAGAAUAACCAUCCAACUGCUCCUUUGGACAUGCAGACUUCUACAACCUCUCUGAAGCAAUCAGAGUGUGUUUCAGCUAUUUUUACACUCACACCAAAGAAAUAUAAUAAAAAGAAAAUGUCUGAUAUUCAAGGUGAAGCAGUACAUAUACCCGCAGUUGACCAAACAAUGCCCCAUCAAGAAACUUUGACUCUACAUUCAGAAUCUGAUACCAGCAUUUUGCCUCCACAUGCAAGAAAUUUCAGAAUUCCACAAACACUUGCUUCAAAAGAACCUUCGAACACAGCUAGUGAUAAAUAUGAAACUUCUCAUUUGAAUGAACUUGUUUCUCCAGCUACUGGAAAUCCAGCUGAUUCUGCGUCAGCCACAGAAACUGAUUAUUCAGAUGUUCUCAGCCAACAGAACUCAGUAAAGACAAAAAGAUCAACAAAAAAGGCCACUAGACGAAAAACACAUGUAAAAAAUGUUCAAUCAGAGGACCAUGCUGAACAUCCUACGGUUUUGUCAGCACUUUCAGGUUUGCCUUCACCAAUAUCUCUGUGUAAGGAUGCAACAGCAGACCCUAUUUCUGUCAUUGCCGAAGAUGUUGUAAUUCCACAGAGGUCACUGAAGAAGACAAAGAAAGCACAGGGGAAAAAAUUGCUGAAGCAAAAAGUAAGUAAUAGCUCCCCUAAAACAGCAAAUAUCAUAGAGCUGGCUCACAGAGAAGAACAAAUGUCAGGUCUGCCUUCUGUUUUGAGUGAGUUAGCCUCAGAGAAUUUUGAAACUUUAAAAGCAGACAGCUGUGACCAGAAUUGGAAGAUUUCUAAGAAGAAAUUAAAACAACCUAAGCAAAUUGCAGAAACACAUGGACUGGCUAGUGUUUCUUUGUCUCAAGAAAUGUUGUCUUCUAGAGAAUUUGGGAAAACUUGCAAAACAACUGAGAUAAAAACUCAAUUAGAUGAGGCAGGUGUCAUGGAUACCAAUACAGCCAUGCAAGAUUUCUGUACAUUAUCUGAUGUUCAGUAUGUGGAAGGAUCACAGUGGCCUAAAGAAGAUGGUUACGUGGUUGAUCAAAAAGAUAUUACAAUCAAACAGGAGACAAUUAAAGAUCUCAAAGCCCCAAAAACUCAGAGAAUCAAAAAGACAAAGAAUCGAAAAACUGGAAAAAAGAAGAGGAAAAUGGCAGGCUUGUUAACUCGAAGAGUUAAAGAUGAGGAACAAAGAGAUAUUUUUUCUGAUAAAAAAAUUGCCUGUGAUGUUCAGAACAACCCUCAGACUCCGUUGUCUGAUAACUCAUCGAAUACAGCAGUUAUAACAGAAGAAGCAGUGCUGAAGUCAAAUGUGUUCAUUUCAAGAAAAUCAACCCGCAUACAAAAUAUAAACUCGGGCCCAGUGUUUAAAAAUUUGUCAACCCAGUUCAAUAGCACAGUCUCUUCAGACGUAACUGAUAGUCUUGCAAGACAACAAGAGACUCUUUCCAGUUCCAUGUACACUGUUGAUUGUGAAGGCCAACAUACUGGCCAUGGAAUUUCAAUAAGUGUUGAGCAAAAGUCACCAAACCGAGGAAGACGUUCCCCAAUUAAAAGUAAGAAACUAAACUUAUCUGUAGCACAUUUAGAUGAUAACACAUCACCUAUCCAGAUCUCAGAUCUUUCUUCAUUGCAAGGUAACACAGAAAACUCUGUCAAAGCAGCUGCAACUCCAGUGAAGCAAAAGGUUGUUCGACCACUUGUAAAGAGAAAAGCAGUGAAAAAGAAAAAUGUAACUGUUACGAAACAAUUGGGUGCAGAUCUCACAGAAUUCUCUCAGAGUGUUACGGAUCAAACAAACAAUACUCCUUUACAGAUCAUCCUUGCAACUGGAUCUAAAAAAGAGAAGAAUUUUAAGAGACCAACAAGAAACCUGGAGUUAACAUGUUUGAGAGAAUCCAGUAGAGCAUCCAGACGGAACAGUGGCACAGUCCAAGGUUUUCAAAAAACUGACAUAACUCACCUACCUCAAAAUUCCACAAAAGUGUUCAAGAAGGUAGAGUUGAAAACAUCAUUGACUGUCCCAGAUGUGAAAAAACGAAAGCUCUUAGACAAAGACGUUGUGUCGGCAGCUACGGAGACUUUUCAGAAUAAGGCAACAAUGGUUGGAUUGCAAAACGUACCUGAAGAACUGAAUGAAGAAAAACAUGGUCGAAAAAGACAAAAAAUUAAAGAGCCAUGCUUUGCUGAUCCAGUAACUGAACAUGGUGAGCUUCAAAGGCUAAAAACAGAAUCCAAAAAUAACAAAACAGAACGAAUUCAUCUGGAUACAAAAAUCAAAGCAUAUACUGAGCUGAAAUGUACUCAAGAAGCAGAUACAGAACUGAGUAUGGAAAUGUCAGGGGAAAAAUUAUCUGAUUACUUACCUGAGACUAGUGCUAAUAAGGUUGAUGUACUUCAACCCUCUAAAGCACAGAAAGCUGAUGGCCAUGUUGCAAUAUAUAACAAGUUUACUAAUAACAAGCAAAUGGGAUCCCAGCCUAAAGAAAAAAGAAAAAAACCUCUCACUUGCAAAUACUGUGGCAUUUCCUUUCGGCACAUUACAGCAUAUGUCAUUCAUCAACGCAUUCAUACUGGUGAAAAACCCUACAAAUGCAGGUUUUGCGGUAAAACCUUCGCUCAGCUGUCUAAACUAAAUUCACACCGAAAUGUACAUAAGCAGCAUGUCACUUUUCCCUGUCCUUGCUGUAGCCAAAAGUUCUUGCAUAGAGAAGAUUUGAUAUGUCAUUUUAAAAUUCACCUGCAAGAAUCAAAAGUAAAAAAUCAACCUGAGAAGGACAAUAAGAGCAAAAGAGAUAUAUCAUCAGAUGCGUCUUCAAAGACCCGAGACAAUUUUAGGUGCCUUAUUUGCAAGUUUUGUAACAAAAACUUUGUAAACCAAGUCAAAUUGCAGAGUCACAUGCAGAUUCAUGAAGUAGAGAAGCCCAUGACUUGUAAAGACUGUGGGAAGAAGUUUUGGAAACCUUCAAGCCUCGCUGUUCAUGAAAAAAUCCACUGGCCUGUUAAACCGUAUGCUUGCUCUGUUUGUGGAAAAGGCUUUGACCAGCUGAAGGCACUAAAAAUGCAUUCUCAGGGCCACACAGGUGAGACACCUUUCUCCUGUUGUCACUGUGGUCAUGCUUUCAGUGCCCUGUCUGCACUUAGGACGCAUCAAGCAUCCAAAAUGUGCAUUGCAAGGAGAAAUGCUGAGGAAAACUCUGACAUUGCAGGCUUCAUUGUAAGUCAAGGAGUUGUUGGUCAGGUGAACACACCAGUUUUCUUCAAGUGCCAAAUAUGCAAACAGCUCUUAAAGAAAUGGUGCCAGUACACUCUUCAUCUUCAGACUCACACCAGCUCUUCCCCAUACCUUUGUUUCUCUUGUGGACAGAGUUAUGAGAAGGAUUCUGAGAUAACUGUUCAUUGUGAGGUGUGCUGCCAGUCAAGUGGGGAGGAGAAGACUUGUGGUGCAUCACUCUCAGAAAUCAUGCAAGGUGUCACCCAAACUUGCCCUGAACCGCAUAGUAUUUCAGGGAACAGUUUACAGUGUACCUCAUCUCAGAGUUUACCAAGUACAGAAUUUCAGCGGAUUUCCCAAACACUGACCAGCCCACAGACUAGCGUAGAACCAUUUACUAAACUCCCUCAAUCUACAGAAUUUGAAUCUACACAAACAAGAGCCUCAGACCUUUCAUACCAUCUUGAAAAUCAUUCUAACCAGUCACCUAUCGAACUCCCAAUUGCCAAAUCACCCACUCCUUCUGAAACCAGCUGUACUUCUUUUGAUAGUUCUCUAGAAUGCAUCGAAAUCUCUCCAAGUCUUUGGAAGUUUCAGUGUUCACGCUGUGGUCAGCGAUUUAAGCGUUACCGGUUUUUGUGUGCUCAUAUGCAGACACAUGCUCCUGGUUUCAGAUAUACUUGUGCACAUUGUGGACAGUUCUUUGAAAGGUGGAAUAAACUAUGGUUGCAUCAACGAUGCCAUCGUCUUAAAGGCCGUUGUUACUCAUGUACACAGUGCAAUCUGCAGUUUAAUUUCUUUAGCUCCUACAAAGAGCAUAUGUUUGACCAUGCAGGGCAGAGACCAUAUGCUUGUCCUCUCUGUCCAAAAACCUUCAUCCAGGAGGACGGCUUACAUGCUCACCAAUGUGAGUCUCAUAAACUGUGUAAAAGUCUCAAAUGUGACGUCUGUUCUAAGACUUUCAGUAGUUUAAGAAACUUAAUCAAGCACAGUCUUCUGCACAACGGUGCUACCUCUCAUGUUUGUCUCCUUUGCAAUCUCUCAUUCACGAAUACAAGAGCCUUACAAGAACACUUGAAAACCCACACCAGUUUAAAUGGACCGCCACUCCCUGAUAUUCCAUCAAAGCCACUCAGUUUUCCCCACAAAUGUAAGAGAUGUAAAGCUAGCUUUUCAACUGGGGACUUACUUUAUGCUCAUCAGAUAUGCCAUUCCAGAUUCGCAAAGACUGAAGUCCGUCCAGCAGUUGAGUCUACCUCACAAUUUUCAGAUUCUUCUCAUAAUGACACAGAAUCUAUCACACCAUUUACUUGCACCAAUCACAUAUCGAACCUCAAACUUGAUGGCAUACCCAGUGAUAAGAGCCUUUAUGCUUAUUCCCAUCCUGAUAGGCUAUAUGUGACCCCUCAGCAAUCUAGAGGACGAAUUCCAGUCAUUAAUUUGGACUCUGAUGAACACGAGGUCUCAGUCAUUCACAAUACCAGUCCUGAAUUUCCAAACUCUAACACAUCAGUCAACAGCGAAGGAUCUGGGCAAGAUUGUCCUCUAUCCAAAGAACGAAUUCCAGUGAUUAAUUUGGAUUCUGAUGAACACGAGAUCUCAGAUUCUCACAAUACCAGUCCUGAAAUUCCAAAUUCAAACCCAUCAGCCAACAUUGAAGGAUCUAGGCAUGAUUGCCCUGUAGUCACUACUCAAUCAGACAGCACACAUCUACCUCAGACCACAUCUGGUCAAUACACUACUAACUUAAAGUCAAGUGAAAGCAUUAAAGGGAUAGCAAACGAUAAUAUCCAGGAUGAAAGUAAUUACAGCUGCAAUUAUCAGAGAAAGCAUACGAUUCUAGAGACAAGUGUUGACAUGGAGCUAGAAACUUCUUUUACUGAAGAGGAGUCAGAGGAGAGAUUUGAAUGUGUAGAUUGUACUGAAAAACUGACCAGUGUUUUGGGUCUUUAUGAGCAUUACAUACUUCAUGCAAUGGGGGAUACAUAUGUACAUUGAUCAUUAUUACAGUUUGUUUUAUCAUUCAUUAAUGUUGAAAGGUAGAUUAUGUUUUCUGUAUAUGCCUGCUUUAAAAUCAUGAUGUUGUUGUAAGAGCUCACUGACAUGUUUGAAACUAUUAUGUUUCACAAUUCUACUGUUGUGUACUUUUUGCAUGCUUAAAGAAGAUAUUGGCUAAAAGUGUCAUUCUGGGCAAAAACCAUUGGUGAUAAAGCAGCAUUACCACAAUUCUUCCUUCUGACAUGCUCUUUGAACA
Messenger RNA from Myxocyprinus asiaticus (Chinese sucker), 14026 nucleotides. RefSeq lists its product as uncharacterized. The coding region runs from base 4672 to 13770 and encodes 3032 amino acids. Lineage: Eukaryota; Metazoa; Chordata; Actinopteri; Cypriniformes; Catostomidae. The transcript is spliced from 4 exons. The record is from RefSeq and is a predicted model, not a curated record.